Hippocampus comes (tiger tail seahorse) is the source of this 1875-nucleotide messenger RNA. It is a transcript of the gene pold2, whose product is annotated as polymerase (DNA directed), delta 2, regulatory subunit. Gene Ontology annotation, cellular component: delta DNA polymerase complex. Gene Ontology annotation, biological process: DNA replication; DNA strand elongation involved in DNA replication. The record is from RefSeq and is a predicted model, not a curated record. NCBI's taxonomy places the organism in Eukaryota, Metazoa, Chordata, Actinopteri, Syngnathiformes, Syngnathidae. The transcript has 11 exons. The coding region runs from base 268 to 1683 and encodes 471 amino acids. Gene Ontology annotation, molecular function: DNA binding.
AUUGUCAGUGUUGUAGAAGUGCACCAUUAUGUGUUAGAAUUUUGAGGCAGUAGCAGACAAUUUACUGGAUGUAACUUAACGUGAUUCCAUAGCUAUCAGCGGUUACGUGAGGUUAAUCUUCAUAGUUCCAAAACAUCUCUGGUAGAGCGGGCAUUUCGCGGGAAGUCGCUCUCAAACUUGCGCAGUAAUAACAAAUGCUGCACUGACCUCACAGUAUCACGUUUUUUUAUUUGGGCUUAUAAUAUUCUAAGACAACCAAGGACCACCAUGUUCUCCGAUCUGAGCACCCCGAGGGACGACUCCUCUCUUCUCUGCCGUCCGACCGAGGACCUGGCGCCCGUGUUUGAGAGAGCUUCCCCUGCCUACAGUCCCUGCUUCGAGCGCUUCGGAGUCGGGGAGCGGAGUUUCAGUCGCCAGUAUGCUCAUAUUUAUGCAGCGCGACUCAUGCAGAUGAGGCCUUUACUCACUGAAAAAGCCGAACAAAAGUGGGGAUCAGAUGUGCUUGUCCGGAAACUGUGUGAUCUUCAGGCAGGGGAACAGUGUUGCAUUGUGGGAACUCUGUUUAAGCGUAUGGACUUGCAGCCAUCCAUCCUAAAAGAGAUCAGUGAGGAGCAGCACAACCUGCUGCCGCAGCCUCCGCGAGUCAAAUACAUCAGUGACACUGAUGAGCUGAUUCUCGAAGAUGAGCUGCAGAGGAUUAAACUGGAGGGCAAAAUUAACAGAGAUCGGUGUGUCACAGGUAGCGUUAUUGCUGUAUAUGGAGCUGAGAGGAAUGAUGGGAAGUUCACAGUGGAGGACUUCUGUACAGCUGAUCUCCCUGCACAGAGUGUAAGACCUGCACUCGACUCUGACAGAUUUGUGCUGCUCGUCUCAGGUUUGGGUCUCGGUAGUAGUCAUGCAGACAGCAUGCUAGGCCUGCAGCUGCUGGUUGACAUGGUAACAGGUCAGCUCGGUGACCAGGGGGAGCAGAGUGGAGCGGCGACGAUAUCAAGGGUCUUGAUGGCGGGAAACCUCCUCAGUCAAAGCACACAGGACAAGGAUGGCUCAACGAAGGCCAAGUACCUGACCAAAAAGACUCAGGCAGGCAGCGUGGAGGCCAUUCGCUUGUUGGACGAGCUGCUGUUUCAGCUGGUGACCUCGGUCCCAGUGGAUGUGAUGCCUGGCCAGUAUGACCCCACCAACUACACACUGCCUCAGCAGCCUCUGCAUCGCUGUAUGUUUCCCUUGUCCUCUGUCUACCCCACACUGCAGCUGGCAUCUAACCCCUACCAGGCCACUGUAGACGGAGUGAAGUUCCUGGGCACCUCAGGUCAGAAUGUCAGUGACAUCGUGCGCUACAGCAGCAUGAACAGCCAUCUGGAGAUUCUGGAAGAAACACUGCGAUUGCGCCACCUCGCUCCGACAGCUCCAGAUACCCUUGGUUGUUACCCGUUUUACAUGAAAGAUCCGUUCAUCUUGGAAGAGUGCCCACAUGUGUACUUCAGCGGGAACGCUCCAACAUUUGAGUCAAAGCGCCUUACAGGUGCUGAUGGCCAAGAAAUCCUUUUGGUGACUGUGCCAACAUUCCACAGCACCCAAACUGCAUGUCUUGUCAACCUGCGCACUCUUGAAUGCGAGCCAAUCAGUUUCACUGCCUUUUCUGCGGGUGAUGACGAUGAGAGUGAGAUGAACAUCAGCCACUGAGAGGAGUGCUCUCGAUUAACCUCAUAUGUAUUGAGCGUGACAGUAUUGUAAGGUUUGCCUAAAUUAUAGCUGCAUUUUUUUUUCCACCUGAGAUGUACCAGCCAUCUUUAACCUUCAGUUACAAACCAUAAAAUGUAUUUUUUGUUGUUGUUUUUUUAUGGAGGACAACACUGUAAAUAAUUACAUCUUGAA